AUGAGGCGCAGCCCCGCGCCCCCCAGGCUGAGCCGGCGCCCCGCGCUGCUGGUGCUGGCGCUGCCCCUGGCCGCCGCGCUGGCCUUCGCCGACGAGACGCUGGACAAGCCGCCCAGGUCCGAGGGCUCGUGCGGCCGCCUCCUGCGCGCCCCGGGCACCCGGCGCGAGGGCCACACCGAGUUCAGCCUCCGCGUGGACGGCGACCCCGAGCGCUACAAGCCGGGCACCAGCUACCGCGUGACGCUUUCAGCGGCUCCUCCCUCCUACUUCAGAGGAUUCACUUUAAUUGCCCUCAAGGAGAGCAGAGAGGGGGAUAAAGAAGAAGACCAUGCUGGAACAUUCCAGAUUAUAGAUGAGGAGGAAACACAGUUCAUGAGUAACUGUCCUGUUGCCGUUACGGAAAGCACCCCAAGAAGGAGGACGAGGAUCCAAGUGUUCUGGAUCGCGCCGCCCGCGGGAACAGGCUGUGUGAUUCUCAAGGCCAGCAUUGUACAGAAACGCAUCAUUUAUUUUCAAGAUGAAGGUUCUCUGACCAAGAAACUUUGUGAACAAGAUCCUACAUUUGAUGGAGCGACAGAUAAACCAAUUUUAGACUGCUGUGCCUGUGGAACUGCCAAGUACAGGCUCACGUUCUAUGGAAACUGGUCUGAGAAGACACACCCCAAGGAUUACCCUCGCCGGGCCAAUCACUGGUCUGCUAUCAUUGGUGGAUCCCACUCCAAGAAUUACGUGCUGUGGGAGUACGGAGGCUAUGCCAGUGAAGGCGUCAAGCAAGUGGCAGAGUUGGGCUCACCAGUGAAAAUGGAGGAAGAAAUUCGACAACAGAGUGAUGAGGUCCUUACCGUCAUCAAAGCCAAAGCUCAGUGGCCAGCCUGGCAGCCUGUCAACGUGAGAGCCGCACCCUCUGCUGAAUUCUCCGUGGACAGGACCCGCCACUUAAUGUCCUUCCUGACCAUGAUGGGCCCCAGUCCCGACUGGAACGUGGGGCUGUCUGCGGAAGACCUGUGCACCAAGGACUGCGGCUGGGUCCAGAAGCUGGUGCAAGACCUCAUCCCUUGGGACGCCGGCACCGACAGUGGGGUGACCUACGAGUCACCCAACAAACCCACAAUUCCCCAGGAGAAAAUCCGGCCUCUGACCAGUCUGGACCAUCCUCAGAGUCCUUUUUACGACCCAGAGGGUGGAUCCAUCACUCAAGUCGCCAGAGUUGUCAUCGAGAGAAUUGCCCGGAAGGGAGAGCAGUGCAACAUUGUUCCUGACAACGUGGACGACAUUGUGGCUGACCUGACGCCGGACGAGAAGGACGAAGAUGACACCCCAGAGACCUGUAUCUACUCCAACUGGUCCCCGUGGUCCGCCUGUAGUUCCUCCACCUGCGACAAAGGCAAGCGGAUGCGGCAGCGGAUGCUGAAGGCGCAGCUGGACCUCAGUGUCCCCUGCCCCGACACCCAGGACUUCCAGCCCUGCAUGGGCCCUGGCUGCAGCGAUGAAGACGGCUCCGCCUGCACCAUGUCCGAGUGGAUCACCUGGUCGCCCUGCAGCCUCUCCUGCGGCACCGGCAUGCGCUCCCGGGAGAGGUACGUGAAGCAGUUUCCGGAGGACGGCUCCGUGUGCACGCUGCCCACCGAGGAGACGGAGAAGUGCACGGUCAACGAGGAGUGCUCUCCCAGCAGCUGCCUGAUGACCGAGUGGGGCGAGUGGGACGAGUGCAGCGCCACGUGCGGGUCGGGCAUGAAGAAGCGGCACCGCGUGGUCAAGAGGAGCCCGGCCGACGGCUCCACGUGCAGGGCUGAGCUGGCCCAGGCGGAGAAGUGCAUGAUGCCCGAGUGCCACACCAUCCCGUGCCUGCUGUCCCCGUGGUCUGAGUGGAGUGACUGCAGCGUGACCUGUGGGAAGGGCGUGCGGACGCGCCGGCGGAUGCUCAAGUCUCUGGCGGAGCUCGGGGACUGUGACGAGGAGCUGGAGCAGGUGGAGAAGUGCAUGCUGCCCGAAUGCCCUAUAGACUGUGAGCUCACCGAGUGGUCCCAGUGGUCAGAAUGCAACAAGUCGUGUGGUAAGGGCCACAUGAUCCGAACCCGGACGAUCCAAAUGGAACCUCAGUUCGGAGGAGCGCCGUGCCCAGAGACGGUGCAGAGGAAAAAGUGUCGUGUCCGCAAGUGUCUCCGGAAUCAGUCCUCCCAGAAGCUGCGCUGGAGAGAAGCCCGGGAGAGCAGGAGGACUGAGCACUUAUGGGAAGAGUCUGCUGGAGGAGAGCAGUUCCCAGGCUGUAGGAUGCGUCCGUGGACGGCCUGGUCUGAAUGCACCAAGCUGUGCGGAGGCGGGAUUCAGGAACGCUACAUGACUGUAAAGAAAAGAUUCAAAAGCUCCCAGUUCACCAGCUGCAAAGACAAGAAGGAGAUCAGAGCAUGCAGCGUUCACCCGUGCUAGCGAGGAUACACGUCUUCUAGGGCCGCAGUCCCGAGUCACCAAUGGUCGGUUGGUCAGUUAGUUUGCUUGUUUGUUUUAAGGCGAUUUAAAUCAUGUACACUAGAUUUCAUUUCCACGGUGAAGGUCCGUCCGGUAGUCUUGUGGAUGCCAUCCUUCCUCUGGACAUGUUUCCUGCUGGGCAGAGGCUCAGUGGGGCUCCCUCAUCGGCAUGCAGCCAGCUUCCCGCAGCAAAGACAGAUCACUCUGGAGCGCCCGCCAGGCAUCAGGAGAGACGGUGGCCAGACGGUGUCUGGGAAUGACUCCCUGCCUUGGUCGCAGGGUGCAGCAAAGAGGGAACAUUCCUGGUCAGAGGAAGGACAGACAGACAGCCCCCUCACUCUCGUCUUUGCUCUGCUCAUCCUUGCCGGAAGCUGCUUGAGAUCCCUUGCUGAGUCUCUUUUCUCUUUAGUCACUGAUAGUUCUUGGGGAAAACUAAACUGGUAGGUGAGAAAUAGAGGCAGCACCGAUCGUGACUAGACUGUUCUCACCCCCUCUAGUUUUGGUUCCUAGCACCCCAAAGAAAAGGCAUGACCGUUGUUAAGAUUGUUAGUUCUUACUCCUCAACUUAAGUUG
Erinaceus europaeus (western European hedgehog) is the source of this 3039-nucleotide messenger RNA. It is a transcript of the gene SPON1, whose product is annotated as spondin 1. The coding region runs from base 1 to 2427 and encodes 808 amino acids. The transcript has 16 exons. The record is from RefSeq and is a predicted model, not a curated record. Gene Ontology annotation, biological process: cell adhesion. NCBI's taxonomy places the organism in Eukaryota, Metazoa, Chordata, Mammalia, Eulipotyphla, Erinaceidae. Gene Ontology annotation, cellular component: extracellular matrix.